UUUUCCACAAACUGUUUAUUUAUGAUCUUAUAUCGUCAGGGGUAGGCAGCACUCCAAAUGCUACAAAUAAAAGUGCUUCUUCCUUGUUAGUUUUAGAUGGUAUGAUAGUAGAGCUGUUCUAAUGUUUAUAUUGUAUAAUGAUUUCCUCAUAGUGGGAGGUAUUUAACUAGAUUAUGUACAGUUCAUUUUUAUUCAAUUUUAAGUGAAGUACUGUUAGUAGCAGUUUUUUUUCAGUGUUCUUGAGCUAGCACCACUUCAGAUUUCAGUUAAAAGCAUUUCAAGUAAAAUUGGAAUAAGUUAUGUGGUUUGUUUCAUUGAAAUGUGUGUGGUAAUAUUUGCCCAAUUACAAAACAAGGGACUUAUUUUUUUUAUUUUUUUCUUUACAGUGAAACUGGCCAUAACGUAGUCAAGGUUUGUUCCUUGUUAGCCGACUUGUAAACACCUCUUCUUGUAAUGCCAGGGAAAUCCCGCCUUCCAAGACACAGAACAGGUUUUCUAAUGAAAUACGUAUGUGUUUGUUUAAUGAUUACAUAUUUCUUGCUUAGUGCUCUUUGUUUUUUCUUCUAAGAGUACAUAGUACAGGUUUUGAGUAAAGAAAGUGUUUGAGUUAAAGGAGACUAUGACUGCUUGUUAUGUACUGAAAUGAGAAAAGCAUGGAUGUCAUUAUUCUUGAAAAUUCACAUGAAGUCCAUUCAUCAUUCUGGUGUGCAAUCUCUUUUAUGAGAAAAGAGGUCCUUUCGUUAAAUGUCCACUCCUUUGAAAACACUGUGUUUUCAUCAUAAGGUGUUGCAUCAUAAGGAUAUGCACUUCCUCUACAUCAAUUUUUUUUUUCUACACAAAACAUAAACAAAAAAGGCAUACAUACAGUUUCAGGUUGUGCUGUGCAUUAAAUGGAUAUUCCUUUCACAUAUAACAAGCCUGUUGUUUACAGUCACUUUGCAGAACUUUUUUUCCAAAAACUUGUUGGGCUGGUUAUGGCGUCUGGCUUGUUUAAGGGUCAAAGUUUUAUUGUUGUUUAGAUACUAUUGUUUAGUAAAUCUGAUAAUGGAGUUCUCUGCUAUCUAAGCCAAUACUGUUUAUCAGAUUAAAUAGUAAAUAUAGACUUAAUUGUUCACUUCAGCCCACACAUUUUUCACUGUAACGGGAAAUGCGUAUGAAGAAAGACACUUUUCUUCAUAAUAUAAUCAUAUAGAUAAGGCCCAUAAAAAUGACUGCAGAUAUUUACGUCUUUCAUUUUAUGAUAAAAUAAUUUAAUGGGAAAAAUCUGAACAGUACUGAGAAAAGGAAUAUUUCGAUGGAAAGAAUGCCACUACAUUACAUUUAUGCUUUACUUGAAUGAUUGUCUUGGUUGUGCGUUUUAUUUUAAUAUUGAAUGUGUUUUGAUUUUAGUUCGAAUAUGUUUUGUACAUGAAACAUUUAUUUCAUUGCCAAGGAGACAUUCAACCUUUACAUUUUCCAUCUAAUAUUUAUUUAUUUUUAUUUCAUCUUUAAAACAAUUAAUUAAGCUAAUCUGUGAAAUAAAUUAGACAGGCGUGCAAAAAACAUACAGCACUGAUUGUAAGGGUUAAAUUCAAUAUGAUGAACAAAAGAGGUCUAAAUAAUGUCUUGGCAGCAUAUAUUACCGCUUCACACAGGACUAGUGACAUGACAUCAGGUCAAAACAUUUUAUUUUGUAUUUGUAUGUCUUGAGGGUGUGUCUUAAUUUGUUCCAGUCAAACACAAGGAAGGUUACAACUCUGAAAUUCUAGGCUACAGAACAGAUCUGGAGUUCCCCUUUUCAAACAGGAAAGACAAGCUCAUGACACUAUAAAAGGGCCGUCUCAAACAACCUGCCGUGAGAAAGAAGAGAUCUGUCGCGACGAACACAGAGGAAUAUUUGUACAAGAUUUUUAUUGGCGCUCAUAGGACAGAAGAACUGCGAACAGCUACACAGUCUGUUUACCCAGCGGUAAUUCACUGCUUUCCAAAUCAAUCAGACAGCACCAAAAUGGUAGAACAACAGAUCUUUACUGUUCAGAACCGUGAGCGGAUCCAGGCAGUGGAGAGCACCUUCGGCCGACCCGGAAAGAUGCUUCUCAAACCGGGCCGUAUUCUGGUGGGAGAGGGCUACUUGUCAAAGCUGUGCAGACGUGGACCCAAACCCAAAGCGUUCUUCCUCUUCAAUGACAUUUUGGUCUACGGUAGAAUCAUGGUGCCCGGUCGCUGGAACAGUAGGCAGAAGAUCAUUCCUUUGGAGGAUGUGCAGCAGGAAGAUCUGGAAGAUGGAGUGGCCAUGCCCAACCAAUGGCUCAUCCGCACGCCACGCAAGUCUUUCUACGUGUCGGCGGCCUCGCCUGACGAAAAGAAUGCGUGGAUGGGACGCAUUGAGCAGUACAGGUCCCUCCUAAUGCAAGCUAAGGGCCUCCCUGCUGACAAAGCUGUAGAGAACUUCGCUGCCACCUGGAUCCCUGACAUGGCAUCAGCCAUCUGUAUGCGCUGCUCAAAGCGAUUUAACGUUGCCAAUCGGAGGCACCACUGCCGGAGAUGCGGUUAUAUAGUGUGUAGAGCUUGCUCAAAGAGUCGGGCCUUGAUACCAAACAUCUCCUCCAGACCGGUGAGAAUUUGCCGGGUCUGUGUGAGCAGCGUUCAUGAGGGAAAAGAGCAAGGAAAGCAGAGAGCCCAGGGUAAGCACUGGAAGAAAAACUCCGUAGAGGACACGACAACGCUACAUGAGUAUGAGACGUCGAGUGAUGACGAGUCCUGUGAGGAGGGCUACCAGGUGUCCACCAAGUGGUUCAAGAGCCCAGAGGAUGAGGAUUACUCCCCAUACUGCUACAUAAAGCCCGAGCACAUGAAUCCUCCCGUCAGUGGACUCUGAACCGGACAGAUGUGAUGAAGUGCUGUUAUGAACUAAGCUGAAACUCUUUAAAGAAACUGAAACUGACCUCGCCCAAGAACAGAAGCACAGAGACGAGAGAUUAAUAGCAGUAAUUAUAAAGUAUUUUGCACUAAUGCAUUUGAGUCACUUCUAUGACUUCUGUUUUGCACAUGUAUUUGUAUUUAUAUUUGUAUGUAAGUAAAUAUAUAUUAUAACUUUAUUGAAUA
Messenger RNA from Carassius auratus (goldfish), 3084 nucleotides. Its product is annotated as pleckstrin homology domain-containing family F member 2-like. Gene Ontology annotation, biological process: endosome organization; endosome to lysosome transport. The record is from RefSeq and is a predicted model, not a curated record. Bases 1988 to 2857 code for a protein of 289 amino acids. NCBI's taxonomy places the organism in Eukaryota, Metazoa, Chordata, Actinopteri, Cypriniformes, Cyprinidae. The transcript has 2 exons. Gene Ontology annotation, molecular function: metal ion binding; phosphatidylinositol binding. Gene Ontology annotation, cellular component: early endosome.